Messenger RNA from Macaca mulatta (Rhesus monkey), 1315 nucleotides. RefSeq names its product Wnt family member 7A (gene WNT7A). Gene Ontology annotation, molecular function: frizzled binding; cytokine activity. The record is from RefSeq and is marked provisional. Gene Ontology annotation, biological process: positive regulation of JNK cascade; cell fate commitment; canonical Wnt signaling pathway. Lineage: Eukaryota; Metazoa; Chordata; Mammalia; Primates; Cercopithecidae. Gene Ontology annotation, cellular component: extracellular region.
CCCGCUCCGUGGCUCCCGCGCUCCUGGCGAGGCUCAGGCGCCGAGCGCGCAGACGGGCGCACGGACAGACGGCCCCGGGGACGCCUCGGCCCGCGCCUCCCGGGCGGGCUAUGUUGAUUGCCCCGCCGGGGCCGGCCCGCGGGAUCAGCACAGCCCGGCCCGCGGCCCCGGCGGCCAACCGGGACUAUGAACCGGAAAGCGCGGCGCUGCCUGGGCCACCUCUUUCUCAGCCUGGGCAUGGUCUACCUCCGGAUCGGUGGCUUCUCCACAGUGGUAGCUCUGGGCGCAAGCAUCAUCUGUAACAAGAUCCCAGGCCUAGCUCCUAGACAGCGGGCGAUCUGCCAGAGCCGGCCCGACGCCAUCAUCGUCAUAGGAGAAGGCUCGCAAAUGGGACUGGACGAGUGUCAGUUUCAGUUCCGCAAUGGCCGCUGGAACUGCUCUGCACUGGGAGAGCGCACCGUCUUUGGGAAGGAGCUGAAAGUGGGGAGCCGGGAGGCUGCGUUCACCUACGCCAUCAUUGCUGCCGGCGUGGCCCAUGCCAUCACAGCUGCCUGUACCCAGGGCAACCUAAGCGACUGUGGCUGCGACAAAGAGAAGCAAGGCCAGUACCACCGGGACGAGGGCUGGAAGUGGGGUGGCUGCUCUGCCGACAUCCGCUACGGCAUCGGCUUCGCCAAGGUCUUUGUGGAUGCCCGGGAGAUCAAGCAGAAUGCCCGGACUCUCAUGAACUUGCACAAUAACGAGGCAGGCCGAAAGAUCCUGGAGGAGAACAUGAAGCUGGAAUGUAAGUGCCACGGCGUGUCAGGCUCGUGCACCACCAAGACGUGCUGGACCACACUGCCACAGUUUCGGGAGCUGGGCUACGUGCUCAAGGACAAGUACAACGAGGCCGUUCACGUGGAGCCUGUGCGUGCCAGCCGCAACAAGAGGCCCACCUUCCUGAAGAUCAAGAAGCCACUGUCAUACCGCAAGCCCAUGGACACGGACCUGGUGUACAUCGAGAAGUCACCCAACUACUGCGAGGAGGACCCGGUGACCGGCAGUGUGGGCACCCAGGGCCGCGCCUGCAACAAGACGGCCCCCCAGGCCAGCGGCUGUGACCUCAUGUGCUGUGGGCGUGGCUACAACACCCACCAGUACGCCCGCGUGUGGCAGUGCAACUGUAAGUUCCACUGGUGCUGCUAUGUCAAGUGCAACACGUGCAGUGAGCGCACGGAGAUGUACACGUGCAAGUGAGCCCUGUGUGCACACCACCCUCCCACUGCAAGUCAGAUUGCUGGGAGGACCGGACCGUUUCCAAGCUGCGGGCUCCCUG